GCUAACCAUGAUCCAGCCCCUGUCUGGACCUGACAAUAGAUUUCUUAAAGAUUGUAAUCACGCAUUUUUCACUUCUGCAUUUAGUUAACACUAUGUCUUUCAUUUUAGCACUUAGCAUAGAGCACCAAACAUCAUAACCAUGCUAUUUUAAACAAAAUAAUAGGUCAAUAUUUGUGUCAUUGUCCAAGAUAAUAAAUAGAUGUUAUAAUCAUGGUAAGAACAGAGAUGUCACUAGCCUCUGUUUUCUAAAUAACACAUUUUUUUCUGGUAGGAUAAAAUAUCUGUUUCUGUAGUUAGCAGUCCUUUAUACCCCUCCGUGGUAAUUGAAGCCCUACUGUACCUCACAGAACUCUAUCAUAAUCUUACUUAACUUUAUAAAAAAUUUGAUAAUACCUGGCGCCAGAUAAUGACAGUAUAUGCCUAGGGUCUAGAUGAAAGGAAAGGAUUACUCACUCAAAAUUAGAAGUUAAAUUAAUAAACUUAAUAUAGAACAAACCCUAUUAUAUUUAAGAUAAGAAAUAGCCCAAAGCAACACCUAGGGAUGUUAGACAUUAAUUAUUUUUAAAAUCACCCAAUUAUACAUAAUUUUACGCUAAUCUAAGUGAUGCCAUUUUUCUUUUGGCACGUAUAACUCAAAUAGGAACACCCCAAUAAUGGUAUAUAAAAGCCCAAAGAAAUUAUCAGUGCAUGAUAUUCUGUUCUCUUGGGACGUUACAGUUUUGCAUAGACAAGGUGAACAUUUCUCAAAACACCAUGUCUCUCCAAUUUUCGAAUGGAUCCAGGCAUGUUUGCUUAAGGUCUGGAGCUGGAUCUGUCAGACCCCUCAAUGGAGGUGCAGGCUUUGCAGGCAGCAGUGCAUGUGGCGGCUCUGUUGCUGGAAGUGAAAUUUCCUGUGCCUUGGGAGGGGGCUUGGGCAGUGUUCCUGGUGGGAGCCAUGCUGGUGGUGCCCUUGGAAAUGCUGCUUGUAUUGGCUUUGCUGGAAGCGAAGGGGGACUCCUCUCUGGAAAUGAGAAGGUGACCAUGCAAAAUCUUAAUGACCGCUUGGCAUCCUACCUGGAUAAUGUGCGAGCUCUGGAGGAGGCAAAUGCUGAAUUAGAGAGAAAAAUCAAGGGUUGGUAUGAAAAAUACGGACCUGGAUCUUGCCGUGGACUUGAUCAUGACUAUAGCAGAUAUCACCUAACAAUUGAGGAUCUUAAGAAUAAGAUUAUCUCCUCCACUACUACUAAUGCUAAUGUCAUUCUGCAGAUUGAUAAUGCCAGACUGGCUGCUGAUGAUUUCAGGCUAAAGUAUGAAAAUGAGCUCACCCUUCACCAAAACGUAGAGGCUGACAUCAACGGAUUACGGCGAGUCUUGGACGAGCUGACGCUCUGCAGGACCGACCAGGAGCUGCAAUAUGAGUCUCUGAGUGAGGAGAUGACAUAUCUCAAAAAGAACCACGAAGAGGAGAUGAAGGCUCUGCAGUGCGCGGCUGGGGGCAACGUGAACGUGGAGAUGAACGCGGCCCCGGGGGUAGAACUCGCGGUUUUGUUGAACAACAUGCGAGCGGAGUACGAAGCCCUUGCAGAGCAGAACCGCAAGGACGCGGAGGCCUGGUUCAAUGAGAAGAGCGCCUCGCUGCAGCAGCAGAUCUCCCACGACUCAGGCGCAGCCACUUCCGCCCGGAGCCAGCUCACCGAGAUGCGGCGCACCCUGCAGACCCUGGAGAUCCAGCUGCAGUCCCUGAUGGCCACGAAACACUCCCUGGAGUGCUCCUUGACGGAGACCGAGAGCAACUACUGUACGCAGCUGGCGCAGAUCCAGGCUCAGAUCGGGGCCCUGGAGGAGCAGCUGCACCAGGUCAGAACCGAGACCGAGGGCCAGAAGCUGGAGUAUGAGCAUCUCCUUGAUGUCAAGGUCCACUUGGAAAAAGAAAUUGAGACCUACUGCCGCCUGAUAGAUGGAGAUGGAAAUUCAUGCUCCAAAUCAAAGGGCUUUGGAUCAGGAAGCCCUGGGAAUUCAUCUAAAGAUUUAUCCAAAACCACACUGGUAAAGACAGUGGUUGAAGAGCUAGAUCAACGUGGUAAAGUUCUUUCAUCAAGGAUUCACUCCAUUGAAGAAAAGACAUCUAAAAUGACCAACGGCAAGACAGAACAAAGGGUUCCUUUCUAGCUGUCAUUUUAGAGAAAAGAAUAAUUUGGGAAAGGAUCCUGUACAAUUGCAUUAUUCUAAAUAUCAGAGAGAAUAUACACACUUCUUACUUUUAAAGAUACAUUACUUAGCAAAAAUACCUGUUUUCUUAGUUUUACAGGAUAUUGUGUUUGUUUCCAAUAAAUAAAAAAGUUGAUGUGCAUUCAUUUCCAUUCACUGAUGACUAAUAAAUAAUUAUUUGUGAUUUUUUUCUACGUCUAAUUCAUAGAAAAACACUUGUGGAAUAUAUUUUAAUUGCCUUUCACUGUUGUUUUAAAUAAUAGUCAAUACCGCCACAUGGCAUUUGAAUAUGAAACAUUCACUAGGCAUAAUCUUUAAAUCACAUCGUGUCUAUGUGGGCAAAUAAUCAAAAACUUCAGAAAUUCUCCUGUGACUGAAAAGUCUCACCACUAGAUGACGCAUUCCUGGUAUUUUACCAAGAGCGUCUCUCAAACUCUUCUUUCCACAAUACCCAGGAUACCAUUCCUCGUCUAAACAGGAUAAUCUCCGGAAAAAUCCACAGCAAUAUGGCUUGUGUUAGUGACGCUUUUCCUUUAACAGGGGUCAGAAGCUUUUUUUGUGAAGACCCAGAUAGUAAAUAUUUUAGGCAUGGCAGGCCGUAAAGUCUCUAUUUCAACUACAAACCUUGGCCGUAGACAAUAGAU
Pan troglodytes (chimpanzee) is the source of this 2831-nucleotide messenger RNA. RefSeq names its product keratin 28 (gene KRT28). The record is from RefSeq and is a predicted model, not a curated record. Gene Ontology annotation, cellular component: cytoskeleton. Gene Ontology annotation, biological process: intermediate filament organization; hair follicle morphogenesis; epithelial cell differentiation. NCBI's taxonomy places the organism in Eukaryota, Metazoa, Chordata, Mammalia, Primates, Hominidae. The coding region runs from base 688 to 2148 and encodes 486 amino acids. The transcript has 8 exons. Gene Ontology annotation, molecular function: structural molecule activity.